CUUGACAACUUCGCGAAGGGAUACGAAGAUUACAACAAGUGGAUAUGACAAGUUACUCAGUCCGAAUGACUCAGUAAGAAUGUUCAGCAUGGAUAGACUAUAACUUAAAAAUAGUGAGCAUGUACGGAUUGUUAGGUCGUUGCUAGCCUCCAGGGACACUUUGCGGCCGUUAUGCUUCAGCUCACAGCAGACUGACUCAUCUUUGCCCACUGUCACUUGUUGUGCACUCUUAUACGUUAUAGACAGUUUUUCCCUGUUAGAGUUAUACUAUAAAAUUUGACGACUAUAAAUUAUUGUAAGUACGAUGCUAAAACUCGCAGGUGACAACGUCAUGGCCCACCGAGUCUGAGUAACAGCGCAUUUUGGGAGCGAGCCCCGCUAAUCUCAAGUUGGAGACAGUCUCAGCGAUGAGCGCGUCCUCAAAGCCGCCUUUAGGAAGGAGGAUGAAGGCCCAUGCCCCACCUCCACCACCGGCCCCUCAACCCGCUCCACGCCAUAUCUUCAGAACCACUACACCUGAUGGGGGAGGGACAUCAGGCAUGGAGGCCAAGGAGAACAUCCUGAGGGCCGCAGUGGAUUUACAGUUAACCCUGCCACAGGGCAACCAGAUUUAUGUGACUGAGGAUGGAAGUAAAGCACUGAUGGAUCUGCUGGUCGAGCUGUGUAGUCGCUACCACCUGAAUCCAGCUCUGCACACUUUGGAGGUUCUGUCUCCUGAGGGCCGGUCUUUGGGCUUCAAGCCCAACGCACUGUUGGGCUCCCUUAACGUGGCCUGUGUGCUUAUCAAGGAAAAAGUCUUGGAGGAGAAAGUGGCGCGCAGACCAGCACCCAAAGUGCCAGAGGUGAGUUGCAGUGGAUCCUGUUUUGCAGCUUUCCAGCCUAAAAUGGCUUCUGCCCCUGCACUUAACUACACAGACUUUGUUCGCUCCAGUACUGGCAGUUUGGACCGACCAGAAAAAAAAGGCCUCCUGGGUAUCUUCCAGUUCAGCAGGAGGAAAUCCAAGACAGAGACAACAUCUGUGGACAUGGAUGACUUUGAUGAUAAAAUAAUCCAAAACACUGACACACAAUCCUGUGACGUGUCCACAGUAUCUGGGUUCUCCAGUGGACCUAAUUGGUCCGGCACCUUGGGCCAGUCUCAGUCUGUCGCCAGUAUCCCGAGGUUGUCUCCCAAGGCUGAGACCAAGAAGAGGAGGGCCCCACCACCGCCUCCUGCCCCUGCACCCAGAAUGGAGCACACUACAGUUGAAAGCUGUCAGAUGAGCCAGCAGAGGAAAAGAAAGGCUCCAGCUCCUCCUCCCACUCCAACAUCCAUCACGCAAGGCUCUGAUGACACUUCAGCCUCUCCGGCUCCCACUCCUGACAGUCAAGCUCCUGAUAAACCUAUGCCGGCAUCCCGCAUCAAGGUGGCACAUUCGACCACAGCCUCAGCUGCCACUGUGAUAAAACUAACAGAAAAAACAGCCUCGCACAAAAUAGCAGUAGAUCCUGUGUCCAAUGCCAUGCCAACCUCCAGCUCCCCAACCCCGAGCAGCAGCACUACUGACAGCCUUGCCGUGCAGGAUUCCAGCUCUGAACUAAGCCAGGGUCUUGAUGAUUCAGAUGCUGACCUAGAGCAGGCUGAAUCCCAUUACAGUAUCAGUAGCACAACAAGUGGGCCCGUGCGGGUCCAACCUGCUGCGAAAAACUCCAGUGGCCGAGUGGAAGAUUCAGUCAGCAGCGCGGCCGGCAAAAUAGCUCAAGACAGGACGUCAGAGAAUAACUCCAUGUCGGAGACUGAGUCCGCCCUGAACCUGAAGCUGGAUGAAGCUGAGAACAAUAGGCACAGCGGAAUGGCUUGGCUCCAUUCUGUUCAGAACUCUGCAGUCAGUGACCAGAAACCAGAAACGGAAGCACCUCUGGCCGAGACUCUGUCUUUGGGCAGCAGCAGUGCCGGCAGCAGCCUGCAUGACCAGGGUUACGCUGCCUCUGAAGGUAUGGCAGAGGGCGAGGACUCGGGCAUGAUCAGUUCUCCCUCCGACACCCAACCCACUUCCCCCGAUGGGAGUGUGUCUCUGGAUGGACGUAGUGGGUGGAAACCGGCGGGGCCAGUGCGAGAUAGUUCCAGUGAGAGCGAUGAGGGAUGUGCCACGUGGGGAUCAGUACACAGGCACAAAGACAUCAGCCCUCAGUCGCAGUCAGUGAUUUUGAAAAACAGCUUUGAAGAUCCAAAGCUCGCAGCCGAGCUCCAUCAGACUUUGGCUGAUUUUGAAGCAGACCUUGCAGACCAUGAAGAUGUAGUCUCAGCAAAAGAGGUUCCUUAUACCAUGUCUAGUGACAGUAAUGAGGUUCCAGUGUCUGUAGUGGACUUGGAUGUGCCAGUUACUGCGAUAGAUGAAGUACUGGAGGACUAUGAUCAUAAUAUUAUUGAACAUGAGGUGAAGUCAUUUACCAGGAAGGAGUCAGCUGGCACCAAAGAACAUGGCUUUUGUCACAAGUCCAGAAUGGAGCCCGAGAACAAAAACAACAAUGCUUAUACAGAAGCAGUCAAUAAUAAAAGAAACCAUACAAAUACUAAGGGCUUGUCUCAAUCUGAGCAGCACACUAAACCAGCGGAGAGCAAGUCUGUGAGUGACAGAAAAGAAAAAAAGAUAAAGGAGAAAAAAAUUAAAGAGAUGAAUCUCGUCGAUAGCAACAGCGUGAAAGGAGAUAAGCAAAUAUCGGCUGUUAAAUCUAAUGAUGACGUGCACGAAAACAUGAAGAGCGCUGAGAUACUGCCUGACCCUGUGAGAUAUAAUGCUGAGUCUUGUGAGAAGAAGAAACUUGAUUUUCCACCAGCAAGUCAGAAACCAGUAUCUACGGAAAAAGAUGAACAGACGCAUAGGGUUUUCCCUACUUCACAUAAUAAAAUUACUCGCAACGCCACAUCACGAUUUGGUAUGAAAACCUUCACUGUGAUCCCUCCCAAGCCGUCUGUUAUAAACACUGCUAAAGAACAGUCAGGUGUUCGAUUUACCAUUGGUGCCAUUAAGAUCGACGAUCAGGGAAACAUGGUGAAAGAGGGUAUCUCCAGGAAUAAUGUCAGUAGGUCUUCAGAGUCACAGAUCAAUUCUGAUGAGGGUUCUCCUCUUCUUGGGAAGGCCAAAGCUUUUUGGAGCUCAAAUGAAAGACAAGAUACUCCAGUGAACCCCAGCAAAGAUAAAGCUGAGGAGAGCAAAAAUAAACUGAAAAGUGCUUCUACAUCAGUCACAGAAACUACCCUGAAGACCAGUAACACAGAGUACCUGAAAUCAACACAGAGUACAGUUUCUAAACCUCCAGAGAGAAUCCAACCUAAAGAGGUGGUGAAAGAAGAAACUAAAGAACCUAUAAGGAAUGUCAAAGUUUCAGACAAAGGCUGUGUUGAAGUGGGGAGCAAAAGUUCAGUACCCAAAAAUGUUCAGCCCCCAGCUGACAAACCUACCAUUCCUCCUUCAAUACUUCCAGACUUGUCCUUCCUCAGACCGCCCAGGCGAACCUCAAGCCAAUAUGUAGCGUCUGCCAUCGCUAAACACCCCCCAAAGACCUUAGUGAAACCCAGCUAUGUCCCUAACAGCCCUGAAUGCUCUGCUUCCCUGAAGACACCGACUACUGACCUCCAGAAAUCAGGUCGAUCGAUGCAAGUUAAUCCACUACAAUCUUCCCUGUCGUCUUUGUUAGAGAAUAAGGAGAAUAGCUCUAAUUCUGCAGUCAGGUAUCCUGGUCCUCAAAGAUCUACAAGCUACCCAGAGUAUAUGUCAGAUCAACAGAAAGAUUUUAGAGAAGCAAACAGGGGUGGAUUUGAAAAUGGUGUUGUAGCCACCAAAAGAAGUUCUGAUAUGUUGGAAACCAAACCAGCCAAGAAUAAUCACGCUGAGUUGAGUGGAUCCACCAACAUAAAAGUAACUGCCAAUAACCAAGAUAAUGUCAAACAUAGUCAGCUUGGAGGUCCGAGCCCAGCAAAAAGCAAUGCCCUAAACUCAUAUAUCAAACCACCAACAGCCCCAAAGACCAUAUCUCAAGGACAGACAAACAACUCAGAGGAGACAGCUUCAAAAUCUCAACUGCCUGAAACAGUGUCAGACAGCAGUGUGACCCCAGGAUCUCCAGCUGUGACGGUGUUUGGGCCAAUUAAAAAGUUCAGACCAGUGAUCCAUAAAUCUGUUGAGAAAGAGACGUCUCUGCACAGCAGUCUGAUGGAGGCAAUCCAGACAGGUGGAGGCAAAGACAGGUUGAAGAAAAUAACAACUUCUGGCCCCAGCUCCUUAAAGAAAGAGCCUUAUGUUGAAGAGGAGAAUGAGAGGUCUGCUCUUUUGGCUGCCAUUAGAGCCCAGAAUAACACCAGCAGGCUGAAGAAGGUCAAAUCUGCAGCUGCCCAUGAGCUUGAGAAAAUCAGAAAGUUGGCAUCUGAAGAAGAGAGAAGCAGUCCAAGCUCUCCAUCUUCCCCCGAGAAUUUGACCUGCACCUCUCCUCUCUUUACACACCCACCACCUCCACCACCACCGACGAUUGCACCGCCACCUCCUGCCCCUGUCUUGCCCCAGGGUAAAACUAGCUCUGUGCCACAUUCGAAUGCGAACGCCCCCAGGAACCCUGCUCUAGCCAGGGAGGCUAUGCUGGAGGCGAUUCGCUCUGGAUCUGCGGCUGAGAGGCUCAAAAAGGUCACAGUUCCCAAGAAGACGGUUCAAGUGAACGGCAAACUGGGAACGAUCCAAGCGAGCUCCUCAACAAUCCCUGAGCAGUAAGAGGGGGAGCCGGCAUCACCACAACAAGAAAUAAUAGAUUAAGUGUAGUCUUAGUUUCUGUGUUUUGCCAUACUGCUUUUACAGCAGGUGUUUGGGGAAAAACAGUUUGAGUUGCAUUUUCAAUGAAUGCUGUCUGAUAUAUUUUUUUGCACUGCAGAAAUUGUGAAAAAUCAAGUAAAAAUAAAUAAUUCAGAAUAAGAUUCACACCUCUUACUACUAACAUUGGGCCUCAUUCGUACAUUGGUGUAGUUCUAAAAGGAACAGCAAAGCGGGGAUGUAAUUACUUAUGAAUGAGGAAGGAUUUAAACAUUUCUUCUAGCAAGAAGAACCUCACUGUGUUAGUAGCCAAACACCUGCAACAUCUGUCUAACAAAGGGUGCGAUAGGUGAAAGGUUUGCAGUUUAUGUUCCGCUUUGACAAACAGUAGCUUGCUGGAAAAUGUUCCUUUCCACCUUUGUAACAUAUUGCUGUUCGUAAAUACAUCCGCUGCCAUCCACCCUUGAAUUCACAAGGCGCAACUAGAGCAUUGACAUAAAUCUGUGCCAAUGACAGCAAAAUGUAAUAGUAUAUGAGACUUUCAUAUCAUUUUGUGUUGUGAUCAUUUCCAUUUGCCUUUACCACUGUAGGUUUCAAAUGCCUUAUAUGCCUAAUGCUAAGUCAGUGUUAUGCACAUAUUGUUUGUUUAAAAAAAUCGAUGUGAGGUGCAAUAAGUUUGAUCAGAUUCUGGACUACUUUCUAUUUUAUUGUAACAAUUAACAUUAUUUAAAACAUUUUUUUUUGUAUAUUUAAGAAAACAGUAGGUCCGUGAGCAGUGCUUUAAGUGUAUUAUUUUAUGGAGAUCUCGUCCAUAAUGCCAACUUCCACAGUUCAGGACUCUAAGGAGUCAUAUUAUAACAACUGGCUGGUGCCUGUUAGUGCACUGUGCUCCUGUUUAAGCUUCUAACCUUCAUUUGUGCUGCUGUUAAAAAUCUGUAGAUGCUAUGUUGUGAUAUUUCUGCCUCACGGUGGAAAACAUGAUAAGCAUAGCCUUAACAUUUGCUAUAAAUACAUACUGUACAUACUGUAGCUGAAAUAGUUUUUUCUUCUUUUUUUUUGACAUUUCAACAUUUUGAAGCAUUUUGAUUUGAAGAACGGUUUCACAAAAAGCAAAGAGAUUAGUGUAUUAAAUCGAUAAGAUAUUCUAAAACCAGCUUUAGUAAAGCUUAUGUCAUAAUUUAAGCGUUAUUGCAUUUCAUUCUGCUCUGUAGGGGAGGUUUAAUGGGUCAUAGCUAUGAGUGAGAGCCAUUAAAUAGUUUGUAUUAGAUACGAUUAAAGUCCAUGCUGGAUCAUCGUUAGAAUGAAGAAAAGCUUACGCUCCAUAUUCAGGUAAAAUGUUUGCUGCUGUGUAUUUCGAGACAUCUUUGAGUAAAGGGGGUUAACUAGUUUUAUAGACACUAACUUUAAUUUGUGUUUACUUCAUGCAUGAUGCAAAAUUCUAUAACUUCAGAGGUAAACUUUAACUUAAUUUUGGGAGGGAGCUACAAAAUAAAAGCCUACAGAAGUGUAUAUCUUGUAAAUCAUUGCGGUAGAUUUGCUUUAUUCCACUGACUGAGUGAACGUUUUUAUAAGCUAUUGCUUUUUAUGUUUAAAGUGCACAUUGUUUUAUGGAGAAGGUUAAUUUUGUUUACCUUUUUUUUUUUGAUUCAAUAAAUACAUUUUGUAA
This is a messenger RNA of Neolamprologus brichardi, 6444 nucleotides long. NCBI's taxonomy places the organism in Eukaryota, Metazoa, Chordata, Actinopteri, Cichliformes, Cichlidae. The record is from RefSeq and is a predicted model, not a curated record.